GCAGGGCAAAGCAGGAAAGCCGCACAGCGCACGCAGCGCAAUCGCUGCACGCCGUCGCAGCGACACGCACAGCUCACUCUCCGCGAGCAGCCGACGGUCGGCACGCAUCGAUGCGGGCUGCCCCGCCCGCGACGAUGGCAGCCAUAGUGGCCCUUCUAGCCACGGCCGCCGCGACGACGGAGGCGACGCACCCCCAUCUACGGGACAUGAUCCGGCGCGUCUUCCCCGAGACCGAGGAGACACAACGGUCGGAACGGGAGAUGGACGCAUAUUUUGGGGAUGGACUAAGGGCGGGCGUCGUCUUCCUCCUCAAGGACCUGAGGGAUAUAAGUGGACAGCCCUACCGCCAGAACAAGAAGUGGGGCAAGUGCACGUAUCUGGACCAGGCCAUCCGGUCCGCUAGAAGUGUCCUGAACAAGAAUUCUCUGCUCGGGAAGUUCCCGAAAUACCCCCUACUUUUUUAUCAUGCGGACUGGCGCGACGAGGACAAAACUAAAUUAGAGACGGCCGUCGGCUUGAAUAUGAAUGAUGGCAAAUAUAAAAGCUGGUGGCACCCCGUCGUCUUCGGGCCCGAGGCGCUGCCUCCUUACCUCUACAACGUCAACGCGACAGUGAGCGGCUGGCAGCAGUUGCAUGUGGAUGGUGAUUUAAGGAGAGAAACGAGGAACAACAUUCAUGGGUUCGGGUACAUGCUCAUGUGCCGCUUUUACGCUGGUUUGAUUCACCACGCGCCGCUCACGCGGAAGCUGGACUACUAUUUGAGAAUUGACGGCGACUCGCGGCUACAAUCGGUGAAGCAGGACCCCUUCGAGCUCAUGAAGCGGAAAGGUGCCAAGUACGCUACUUUAGGAGGAGGCUACCGCGAGACGGCGGGGAGCGCCGUCGCGCUGCCGCGGUUCUAUGCUCAGACGAACCCCGACGUUAAGACGGACCUGUGGACGUCGGCGGGCUGCUCGGCGAACGCCGUGGCCUGCCCCGCGACGCAGCCUAGAGCUCACAAGGCGACGGCGCCCUGCGCGCUGCGGUGUGUCUUUGACGUUCCAGCAGAGCCCGACGGCGUCAAACUGCCCGUGCCCCUCUGCAAGAGCAGCGGCGCGGGCCCGCCGCGGUGCCCGUCGUUCUACAACAACUUUGAAGUUGUGGACCUCCAAGCGUUCCGCACGGCGGAGCAGUGGGCCUUCUUCCUGCUCGCGGAGCGGUCGCACGCCUUCCUCUGCGAGGCCUUCCCGGGGCGGACGAAACCUGGGAGGUGCGGCGGCGGCGGCAUGGGCGACGCGAUCUUCCGCACGCUGCAGGUGAACACCUUUUUGACACCGGCCGAGGUCUUGGGGUUGCGCGCCACCGUUUCGUAUCAUCACCCGGCGCCCAUCGCCAAGUUCUGCGGGCCUAGAGGAGUGACGGACGGCGGGCCGCCCGUGCAGAGCAUCAGCUAAGUUUCUCUUAACAGACACAUUUUUACACACAUCGCGUCGUCGAUGGCGUUGGGGUGGCGCCCCCGAACGCCAUCGACGCACCGUCCGGGGGGA
This is a messenger RNA of Pelagomonas calceolata, 1526 nucleotides long. The record is from the annotation of a GenBank genome assembly. NCBI's taxonomy places the organism in Eukaryota, Pelagophyceae, Pelagomonadales, Pelagomonadaceae.